Molecule: messenger RNA, 1255 nt
Organism: Calypte anna (Anna's hummingbird)
Lineage: Eukaryota; Metazoa; Chordata; Aves; Apodiformes; Trochilidae
Gene: LHFPL2
Product: LHFPL tetraspan subfamily member 2
Exons: 3
Coding region: 59-745 (228 amino acids)
Cellular component (GO): membrane
Source: RefSeq, a predicted model, not a curated record
CCUGGUGCCUGGAUCUUAAGACUCUCAGCUGCACUGAUCACAAGCACCAGGCAUCAAUAUGUGUCAUGUCAUUGUAACGUGUCGGUCAAUGCUGUGGACUCUCCUGAGCAUCGUGGUGGCUUUUGCAGAGCUCAUCGCUUUCAUGAGCGCCGACUGGCUGAUCGGCAGAGCCAAGCCUUCCAGCUCCGAGGAUGGGGACAACAGAACGGGGGGGUCACAGGAGCCUUACCAUCCCACGCUGGGCAUCUACGGGCGCUGCACCAGGAUCUCCCACAUGCAGCUUUCUAGACGAGACACGCUCUGCGGUCCCUACGCCGAAAACUUCAAUGAGAUUGCCAGUGGGUUCUGGCAGGCAACAGCAAUUUUCCUAGCCAUGGGAAUCAUGAUUCUUUGUGCCGUGGCAUUUGUGUCUGUUUUCACUAUGUGUGUGCAGAGUAUUAUGAAGAAAAGCAUUUUUAAUGUCUGUGGGCUGCUACAAGGGAUUGCAGGCCUCUUCCUUAUCUUAGGCUUGAUACUUUACCCUGCAGGUUGGGGAUGCCAGAAAGCAAUAAGCUAUUGUGGACACUAUGCUUCUGCUUACAAACUAGGAGACUGCUCCUUGGGGUGGGCUUUCUACACAGCUAUCGGGGGCACUAUUCUGACAUUCAUCUGUGCAGUCUUCUCGGCGCAAGCUGAAAUAGCCACAUCCAGUGACAAGGUGCAAGAAGAAAUAGAAGAAGGAAAAAACCUUAUCUGCCUCCUUUAACUCCAGUGGGCAACAAUACCAGCACCUGAAUCUUUGUCUGCUUUCCAUUAACUGGACAAGGAGAUCUGCUUACCUGUUUCUACCACUUGUGAUUGAGCCCCAUGCAUUCCAGCCCUGAACUACUGAAGUGGCCUUUCUUCCUUGCUGGGCAAUGAGGAUCAGAGAUAGGAUCCCAAGAAAGCAGAAUCAGAUGACAACUCCCUGCUGAACAGAUGGGGAUUAUCUUGUGAACGCCAACAGCCUGGCCUGGGAUGUAGCCUCUCCUGCAACUGUAGAUCACAUGUUGGACUUCAACAGCAUUAUUCUUUCUCUCUUGCCAGUGAAACCUUUUCCUGCUCUGCAGAUCAGUCUGUCUCAUGACCCAGAGUCACAUGAGUCCUGAAGAAAUUUACAUUUUUCAGGAAGUCUUGCCAAAUUCUACAUGUCUGGGAAGACCUUUUCCUUUUUUUUUUGUUUUUUUUUGGGUUCUUUUGGAAACCACAUGUAGUAUGGACCCCUUUCCAACUAAAU